Ostrea edulis (European flat oyster) is the source of this 5746-nucleotide messenger RNA. RefSeq lists its product as uncharacterized. Gene Ontology annotation, cellular component: cytoplasm. Gene Ontology annotation, molecular function: metal ion binding; ubiquitin-protein transferase activity. Gene Ontology annotation, biological process: protein ubiquitination. The record is from RefSeq and is a predicted model, not a curated record. Lineage: Eukaryota; Metazoa; Mollusca; Bivalvia; Ostreida; Ostreidae. Bases 107 to 5485 code for a protein of 1792 amino acids. The transcript has 43 exons.
UAUCAGUUAGAAAUUUCCUCUUUCUAUAAAUAGAGCACUAAAAAUUACUAAUGGAAACAGCCAUUAACUUAUUAGGAGUAGACACAGAAAGUCAUAAAAUGGACCAAUGAGCACCAUGGACAGUCUAUCAGAACAGCUACGCGGCCUGUCGCGGAGAGUGGCUGAGCUGGAAAAAUCAAAUUCCACAAUUCUGAAGACUUUAAAUGAAAGGGAAAGGUCCCAAAAACCUCUGGACAAAAAAUGGUCAGAUUUUUGUAGAGCUUUAGAUUCCCUGAAAGAGCAGAACAAUGCAAGCGAUCAAGAUUUGAGGUCGUUAAGGGAAAAAUUAUACCGACUGGAUGGCAGAGUGGAGGAAAUUUCUAGAACAGUGCAGGGCUUUAAAGGUGGGCAUAAUUUAAAACAUAAAAAUAGCCAGGAGAAGCAUGUGCCACGGUCCAGCAACGGCCCUAAAAUCACGAUCAGAAAACAAGUGACGGUGGAGGAUGGGAAAAGUGUGAUUUCUAGCAAAGCGCCAUCUAUUGGAAGACCAAGGAAAGUGGAAACUGUAACGAGUAUGGAAGAGCACAUCACAGAAGAACCUACCCCAGAACUCCAAAGUUGUGAAAGUAUAGAAAAACAUACAAGUGGAAUACCCAAACCUCCAGUUAAAGCGGACCGGUUAGGUCUCAGAGGACGCAAGAUUUCGUUUGAUGUAGACAAUCGUGUACGUUUGAUGAGCGGUAGUGGUAUUGAGAAGGGACAGGUCACCACUCAUAUGACUGCCACUCCAAAACAUGACGUCACAUCAUGGACUGAGGACAAAUUCAAUCUUCCUACCAGAGAGGAACUUCAGAAAAAGCAAAAGGGAAGGACUCCUAAGGAGAUUGGAGCAGGAUCCAAGCCAAGUGUACAACGCACGACCGGAUCAAAAAACGAAUAUAAAAACUUGGCCGGAUUCAGUAAAGAUCCAGAUGCGGUUCCCGAUAUCCGAGAAAUGAGCACGUGGAGAAAUAUGGCUGAAGCCGAACGUAUAAGGGGUUUAAUGACGACAAACCUGAAGCGAGGGAAGGGCCCCAACACCUGCCUGUUGCUGGAUAUUUCUGGGAGUAUGGAGGGAGAACCAUUUGAAGAAAUGAUGACUGCAGCCAAGUUUUUUAUUAAAAGUCUUGCUGAAAUCUCUCAAUUGCUUGGAAUAAAUGAGAAUGUUGGCAUUGCAACAUUUGGUGAGCAUACGGCAGUUGUUCAGCACAUGACGAAUGACUACAACAGAGUACUGGAAGCAUUAGAUUUACUGACCCCGGAUGGGCCUUCACCAAUGUCGGCUGGUCUGUACAUGGCUCUAGCAUGCUGCUUAGGACUCGACAAUAAUACGACAAUCGCUGAUGUCCCCGUCCCUUCCCGAAUAAUACUGAUCAGCGACGGCAAAGGAACCCCCGACAUGAUAGCUUCCGGAGAAGACGACUUUUCAAUCAAGUUGGAAACGACUGUCAUGAAACAUCUUUGGCUGAAUGAGGUAACGUCCGAUUUGGAAAGACGAAAACUCAGGGUGUAUUGCGUAUCUCUGAGACAAUCGGACACCGAUAUGAUGGAGCAAAUAUGCAAGAACACUCACGGGAAAAUGUAUAAAUCGACUGAAAUGGACAAGUUAAUUCGCAUGACCCAGAACACGGUACAAGCUAUCAACAUGAUAGACAAGGGAAUUGAUUUUGAAAGCGAUGAUCUGUCUUGGAUGAAGAUGUUGGGUUUGGAUUUAGAUACCAAUCCGAUGCUCUCUGGACUGGGCCAGCAAGUCGGACGCGACUUCGAUGAGGUCAUUCAUCUGGGGAAGUAUUUCAGCAGCAUCAAUACAUCUUCGAACAGUCAUCGUGAGUUGAAAGAGACGGAGUUACCUCCACUUGGAGUUAGGGUCAGGAGGGGGCCGGACUGGAAAUGGGGAGAUCAAGAUAAGCAUGGUCCUGGGACUGUCGUUGGACAUGAUGGAGAGAAGUGUGUUUGGGUAGAGUGGGACUGCGGGCACAAGAACAGCUACAGGUAUGAUGCACACACAGGAUACGACAUUCUAGUGGUGGACGAACCACGGGUAUUAAAGGGGGAACUGAUCGCCGUAGGAUGUCUGGUGGAACGAGGAGGAAAUUGGCGGCAUGGAGAUCAAGAUGGAGGCAUAGGAAAUAUUGGAGUUGUCAUAAACGUCAAUGAAAAUGGAACAGUUGUAGUUAGAUGGUCGAACCUGGAAAAAAAAGAAUACAAAUUUGGAUGUGAUGGGUUCUUCGAAGUAAAGCUAUGUGACUCUACCAAGACGCAUGUUUGGGGAUCCGGAAGUGCAUUGGGAGGAGCAGAAGCAAUGCCGUCUGAAGUUGCCUCUACUUCCGCAUCUCCAGAUUCUUUAAAAUCUACUCCAUUGUCAGAUGAUCCAAAAUCAAAGGAAAUCCUUAUUCAACAUGAAAACAAAGAUGAACACAGAGAUGUCAAGAAAGUAAUGACAGUUGAAGAGCUUAAUAGGAGGAACAAUCAGCCUGGUAGACCCAAAAGAACAACGAAAACAAAUGAAGCUGUUAAAAUGGAGGAACCAUUGACAUCAACCAGACAAAAGAAGUCGUUUGCCUCCGGCGUUCAGUGGACAUACAAAAUGGAUGGAUCGUGGUGCAAGUUCCCGGAAAAUGUUAACGUGAAAAUGGAAAAGGCCUACGGCCGAAAUAAGAAGGGUUCAAUAAUAGUUGAAUUGGAAGGACAUGUAUGGCAGGCUUCCUUUUCGGAUAUGAAGAUGAAACGUGAGAAACCUCUCACAACAAUAGAGAUUCAACGGAAUGCACUGGAAAUUUCUGAUAGAAUGCCGGAGGCACAGGUAUUGUCCAAUAUACAUGUAAUGGAAAUCCACGGUGCUGUAUUUGAAGAGCUGCGGAGUUUGGCGGGGAAGCUUUCGGAAUUGGAAACGAGCAAUUCUGUCAUUCUGAAAACUCUGAACGAAAGGGAUCGGUCCAGUGACCAAACAAUCAAGCCGUCUCAAGAUUUGAACGGGACGUUAAAUUUUCUGACUGAAAAAAUCAGAAAGAGUGACAAAGAGUGGCAAAUAUUGAAAGAAUGCAUAUCAAGAUUGGAUGGUCGAGUAGACGAGCUUUCCAGUACAAUUCUAAAAUUAGCACAAGUCAACAAUCUCCCUCUACAAAGGACAUCUACAAAACCAACUGGAAAUGUAUCUUCAACACCAAACAGUCAUAGUUCAAGGAAACACGAGAGUCAGCCAACAUUAUCAGAAAAAUAUGCAUUGACUUCCUCUGGGUCUGUGAUAGAUGCCACUUCCAGUGCAAGCACGAGUUUGAAGGAUCAGACACGAACAGGAAAAGACCGAAAUGACUCCAUGUGGGAAACUCAAUUCAGAACAAAAACUGAGAGCGCGUCCAACAUUACACCAUGGCAACAAAGAAGAGAACAAAAACAACCCUUAAAAUCAAACAAUUAUGGUCUUAGAGGCAGGACAGUUUGUACUGAUGUCGAUAAUCGUGUACGCUUGAUAAAGGGCGAAAAUAUAGAAAAGGGUCAGCAGCUGUCCAAAACAGGCGCAGAAUAUUCCUUUCCCGUGGAAGAGACCGUCAAACAUAAUCUGCCAACGAAAGAAGAGUUGAACUUAAAAUCGCAAACAGGAGAGGAAAGACCGGAUUCAAAACAAACGAUACAUCGUCCAGUGGAAGUAAAGAAUGAGAACAAAGAGCUUGCGGGUCAUAGCAAGAAUCCAGAGACAGUCCCUGGGUUAGUCCCUAACGUAACAGAUUUAAGAACAUGGAAAGCUUUAGCUGAAUUGGAACGAAAAAGGGGACUAGCGGCGCAAUCAGCGAAGACAGGAAAAGGGCCAAACACUUGUUUGCUGCUGGAUAUUUCGGGGAGUAUGGAGGGCGAAGCCUUUAAUGAGAUGAUGGCCGCUGUUAGGACAUUUAUUGAUGGUAUAGCAGCAGUAGCAGCAGCUCUUGGUAUUGAAGAGAAUAUUGGAAUCGCCACUUUUGGGAAUCAGACUAGAGUAAUUCAUCACAUGACAAAUGAAUAUGACAAAGUGCUAAAGGCCAUUGACUUGCUGGUACCCUCGGGUUCCUCUUCAAUGGCAGCUGGUUUGUACAUGGCUCUGGCGUGUUGUCUAGGUUACGAGGGAAGCACCUCGAUAAAGAAUGUUACGAUAAAAACCAGAGUGAUCGUAUUCUGUGAUGGUAGAGCUAACAUGGAGACUUCCGAAGAAGACUGCUACUCGGAAUCUAAUCGCCUGAGCCGUAUGUGGUUAAAUGAAGCUGCUGAGGAUUUCAAGAUACGUAAUCUUCGAAUUUACCCGGUGUCUGUGAGCAACACGAAACCGGAGUUCCUGGAAGAUGUUUGCCAGAAAACACAUGGGAAGAUGUACAAAUCUUCUGAAAUUCAUAAACUCAUCAGGAUGACUCAGAAUAUAGUACAAACCAUCAGAAUGAUUGAAAAUGGAAUAGAUUUUGAAGAAAUGGACCUCACUUUGUUUAGAGACAAUCCACUUUUGAGUGAUUUUGACUCUGCAGACAACUGGGAGGACAUUGUUCAUCUGGGAAAAUUCCUUAGUAAAACCGAACCUGCAAUGAAUGUUCAUAUGGAAUACAAAGACAGCAAUUUACCCCCACUUGGCACCAGGGUUAGAAGAGGACCAGACUGGAUAUGGGGCGAUCAGGACGAAGAAGGCCCGGGUACAGUGGUAGGGCAUGACGGGAUGACAUCUGUAUGGGUGGUAUGGGACUGUGGACACAGGAAUACCUACAGGUGUAGUCCCUUAAUUGGCUACGAUGUUCUUGUGGUGGACGAGCUGCGGAUCUUGAAGGGAGAAAUGAUUGCUGUGGGAUGUCUGAUGGAACGAGGUGAAAACUGGAAGUAUGAAAACCAGGAUGGCGGGCUUGGAAACAUUGGGGUGGUGAUCAGAUGUGAUGCAAAUGGAUCAGUUGUCGUUAGGUGGCCAAACAUGAGUAAGUGUCGAUACAAAUAUGGAUGCGAUGGAUUGUUCGAAGUAAAAUUAUGUGAUCCCAAGAAAACACAUGGAAAUGUCAGUUACCCGAAGACUUAUGUUUGGGGAUCCAGAGAUUCUCUAGGAGGAGCGGAUCCAUCAGUGUCUGAAAACGUCAGUGCGCUUAGUACCUCCGAUCGCCCGUCAAAUCCAAGUACUCAGGACAAAGGUGCCAACAAUCAAAGACCCAGUGAUAAAAUGCUUACGGAUAAGUCAGGGGAAUCUCCAUCAGUUGUAGAACUAAACAAAAGAAAUAAUCGCAUGCAAAAGGCAGACUCAGGUGCUGGUAUUAGCAUUAUAUGGCAGUACAAGAAGGACGAUAUAUGGUGUGAUUUACCGAAGGACAUAAAUUUGAAAACUGAGAAAGCAUAUGGUAGAAAUAGACAUGGAUCCACACUAAUGGAACUGGAUGGACAUAUAUGGAGGGCGUCAUUUACGGAGAUGAAGAUGGAAUGUCAGAAGACACACACAGUAACAGCGAUUAUACGGAAAGAUAUAUCCAAGUAAGACAGGAUCGGCGAUGGAAAACAAGGAGGUUGUGAUUAUCGUAGCUGACAUUCACUUGAAUUCCUCACAUGGACCGAACUUAACCAUGAUCAGAGACUGUGAUAUUUACAGACGAAAAACAUUUACAAUGAAUAGUUCUAUAUCUGUAAUCAACGCAUCUUAUGUUUAUACCCAUUGCCUACUUUUUUAAUCUUACAACACACACGAUAUACUAAUAAUGAUAAGUAUGUAAUGUACAUUCUAAUGAAUUUUGGAAUGAUA